GCUAUUUCGAGACCUGCCAUCAAGAUUCCAUGGUGAAGGUGCUUCCCACAGAAAACAUGAUUCGGAGCUACUUCGACUCCUCUCCCAGAAGAUGUGGGCUCUUACUGAGGGGUCUAUUGUGUAUCUGUUUGGCGGAAAUCGUCUCUUCAAAAUCAGUUGCUGUGUUUGGACGAGGCUCGGCCGGUCAUGGAGAAGUAACGGAACAGUGGGGAGUGUUGUCCCAGGGGACUCAGAUUUUCCUGCUAGUGCUGGGUGGAAUACUAGGUCUUUUCUCACUGUAUGGACUGUAUAGACUGUACCGGUGGUGCAAACAGAAUCCCCGCAAGCCUGGACAUUGACUUUUAUUCAUCUUACCAUUUUACUUCUUUUUUCUCUUUUUUACUUCUACUAUUUUAUUUGUUAAGUGUUCUUUAUUAAAAGUUCAAA
This is a messenger RNA of Uloborus diversus, 426 nucleotides long. RefSeq lists its product as uncharacterized. The coding region runs from base 30 to 338 and encodes 102 amino acids. The transcript has 4 exons. The record is from RefSeq and is a predicted model, not a curated record. Lineage: Eukaryota; Metazoa; Arthropoda; Arachnida; Araneae; Uloboridae.